UUUUGUAUUCAGGGACUUUCCAUAAGUGGUAAUGGGCUGUGAAUUGACGCAUGCUACAUCUAUUAUCAACGUUACGGUAAGAAAAAAAUGACGUAGAGGCACACCUCCAACUUGGAAGGACACCAGCCGGCCGAGGCACCUCCGCGCCAAGGACAGGCCGACCACACUGGCUCCUCCGGCCGCAGCUGCGGACGCAAAUUCACGGUCCGGCUUGAUCUGAAGAUCGCUGCGGGCUCGGUGUCCGACGGCGUCCGCUGAGACAUUUCUGGCUGUCAAGACUCCUCUUUUGCCCCCUGACUAGUGUUGCAUCGCCUGUCUUGCUCAUACUCAUAUGCGGCUUUGGAAAUAUUGCGCGUUAUGCCAAGACCAGCUUGGACAAUGUCCCUCUGAUAGAGGGAGAGUUGAUUUUGACUUAAAGGCUCAAACAAGGCUUUCAACAUGUCCAGCACUCAGAGAGACAAUGGUUCUGCAAACUCAGCAGAAGCCAAGAAAACAGACCUGAGAAUGAAUGAGAAGAAAUGCUCAUGGGCUUCCUAUAUGACAAAUUCUCCAACAAUGAUCGUAAUGAUAGGCCUGCCUGCGAGAGGGAAGACCUACAUGUCAAAGAAACUCACACGUUACCUCAAUUGGAUAGGAGUCCCAACCAAAGUGUUUAACUUGGGCGUGUACCGCAGAGAGGCUGUCAGAGCUUACAAAUCCUAUGAUUUCUUCCGCCACGACAACGAGGAGGCCAUGAAAAUAAGGAAGCAGUGCGCUCUGGUAGCUCUGCAGGAUGUGAGGGCGUACCUGACGGUGGAGGGAGGUCAGAUUGCAGUUUUUGAUGCAACAAACACAACAAGAGAGCGGCGAGAUCUUAUUCAAGCUUUUGUGAAGGAGAAUGCAUUCAAGGUGUUCUUUGUGGAGUCUGUGUGUGACGACCCAGAAGUCAUUGCUGCAAACAUUCUGGAAGUGAAAGUGUCAAGUCCAGAUUACCCCGAGAGGCACAGAGAGAGAGUCAUGGAUGACUUCCUCAAACGAAUCGAGUGCUACAAGGUUACUUACCAACCAUUAGAUCCUGAUGAUUAUGACAAGGACCUGUCUUUUAUCAAGGUGAUGAAUGUGGGCCGGCGUUUUUUGGUGAACCGGGUGCAGGACUACAUCCAGAGCAAGAUUGUCUACUACCUCAUGAAUAUCCAUGUGCACUCUCACUCCAUCUACCUGUGUCGGCACGGAGAGAGCAACCACAACGUCGAAGGCCGCAUCGGAGGAGACUCAGAACUUUCUCCUCGCGGCAAACAGUUUGCACAUGCUCUGCGCAAUUUCAUUGAGGAGCACAAUCUGUCAGAUUUGAAGGUGUGGACAAGCCAACUGAGAAGAACCAUCCAGACAGCGGAGGAGCUGGGUGUUCCUUAUGAGCAGUGGAAGAUACUCAACGAGAUCGAUGCUGGUGUGUGUGAGGAGAUGAGCUAUGAGAUGAUCCAGAACACAUUCCCUGAAGAGUUUGCUUUGAGGGACCAGGACAAGUACCACUAUCGCUACCCAGGGGGAGAGUCUUACCAGGAUCUUGUUCAGCGUUUGGAGCCGGUCAUCAUGGAGUUAGAGAGACAAGGCAACGUGUUGGUCAUCUGCCACCAGGCUGUGAUGCGCUGUCUGCUUGCUUACUUCCUGGACAAAAGUGCAGAAGAUCUACCCUACCUGAAAUGUCCGCUUCACACAGUGCUCAAACUUACUCCUGUUGCGUAUGGUUGUAAAGUGGAAAUGUUUUAUCUUAAUGUGGAGGCAGUAAACACACAUCGAGACCGACCUCUUGGUAAAAUCCCGAAGGACUCUGCUCUCAUACUGCGGCGGAAUAGUUACACUCCCUUGUGCAGUCACGACCAGGUCAAGCGUCCCAGGCUCUACAGCGCGGGCAACCAGCCCUGGCUACCGCUUGCCCCCACCCCACCGGCUCUGAUGCCAGAGGGACGGCAAAGCCAAGUUAGUGACAGAAUCAUAGGCUCCCUCUCUAAAUCAGUCACCGUCAGCUGUAAUCAGUCACCUCCCACCCCAGUUGUAACCCUGUGUUUGGCAUUCCCUCGCCUCAGUUUUGGAUCCUCUCGAUGAUUUAGUGUCUGUGUUGAAAAAUGACGUACAUGGAGUCCAUCUCUUUCUCUCUUUCUCUUUCUCUCCCAGGGCAUGUUUUGAGUUCUGAAUUGGGGACUUCCCUCUUUUAAUGUUGUGGCUGUCUGUUCUCAAAGCCAGACGUUUGUUUUGCAUGACCUCUGCUUCACCACUGGGCUGUCUCCAGCUUGAAUAUGCAGAAAAGCAUGCCUAUUCUUUUUCUGAGGAAAGCUCCUUAUGAGUUGUCCUCAUGGGAUACAAAAGACACACAAACAUCUUAAAGAUAUCUCAUACUGUAUUUUGUUGCAAGUCAUAAAAAUGUACAGUUAUAGUACACAUCAUAAUCUGCACAUAACCAUUAUAAACCCAAAGUGAUGAUUCCAUUUAAUAAAGUUAAAACAAUUUGAGAACAUUUGUUUCCUCCUAACAAUACAGGUAUUCUCAUUGUAAAGGUUGUGACAAACAUUCAGAUCUAGAAAUUUUUAAAAUGCAUAUUCAUAUUUGUACGUGUUGUGUUUGUUGGCCUUGCCUUGUGGGUACAUUGCUUCAGCCCUUCUCCACAUUUCUAUCUAUCUCUCUCUUUCUCCACUUUUCUCCAAACCUGUCUUACAGCCUCGGAUAGGAAUCGGUUGUCUGUGAGUAUUUUGGAGACUUAUAUGUUGCCAGCCCCUCAUUUUCUUUCCCAUAAUUCAACUCAUGUCAUAGUAAUCCAUGCCAAUAUGUUAUCACAGUGGUGUUUCUUUUUUAUGGUUUUUCAGUCUUUGGGUUUCUCUAACCUUUCAUCACCUUUGCACUUUGAAAUUAGAGCGGUUAUCAGCCUCGUUUCAUCUCAGCGGCCUUAUCAACAACACUCUAUCAUACUGUUUGAUGACAGUAUUUGUUACAUAACUAGACAUAUUUCACAAUAUGUAAUAAAAUGGAAAAGAAGUAGCCAUACUAUUGAUAUAUUAAGUAUUGAUUUCCUUUUUAUUGCAUAAAACUAAAUGUACUAGAUUAUAAUUUGGAGCUAAUCAUACAUAGGGUCAGAAUGUGAUUAAUAAUUAAUCACUUUUUGAGAGUGUGCUAAAGAAGAGUCUCCACUGAUGUGGCUGUUUUACCACACUUCACAUAAUGACCUAAUUUUUCAAAUAGGAUCUUAAGACCCCUGGGCCGACUGGGAAGCUAUUAGUUUCCUCGAAUAGGAUUUGCUGCUAUAAGGCAUUAAUUUGUGAAUGUCAGUGAUAUUUUCUUUUUC
Thunnus maccoyii (southern bluefin tuna) is the source of this 3313-nucleotide messenger RNA. RefSeq names its product 6-phosphofructo-2-kinase/fructose-2,6-biphosphatase 2b (gene pfkfb2b). Lineage: Eukaryota; Metazoa; Chordata; Actinopteri; Scombriformes; Scombridae. The coding region runs from base 439 to 2082 and encodes 547 amino acids. The transcript is spliced from 16 exons. Gene Ontology annotation, cellular component: cytosol. Gene Ontology annotation, biological process: fructose 2,6-bisphosphate metabolic process; fructose metabolic process. The record is from RefSeq and is a predicted model, not a curated record. Gene Ontology annotation, molecular function: fructose-2,6-bisphosphate 2-phosphatase activity; ATP binding; 6-phosphofructo-2-kinase activity.